This is a messenger RNA of Chiloscyllium plagiosum (whitespotted bambooshark), 2145 nucleotides long. It is a transcript of the gene ptx3a, whose product is annotated as pentraxin 3, long a. Lineage: Eukaryota; Metazoa; Chordata; Chondrichthyes; Orectolobiformes; Hemiscylliidae. The record is from RefSeq and is a predicted model, not a curated record. Gene Ontology annotation, molecular function: complement component C1q complex binding. Gene Ontology annotation, biological process: innate immune response.
UAUUAGGAACUUUUGGAGACUUGUGUUCAGUAUCCUUUAGAGCUUGUACUGAAGGAGCCAAACCAAUAGAACAGUGCCCUCAUACUGCUAAAUACUGAAAAGAACUUGGAAGAAAUGGCUGCACUUAAAAUAGUUCUUUGGAUUCUACUCAGCUUGUCCCAUACUUUGGCAGAGGAUUAUGAAGAUUUACAAUAUAUUCAUGGAAUGGAAAACACAAUCUCUGUUUUACCAGAUGGUUCCUGUAAAUGCCAGAAAGAACUCACUAAAUGGGAUAAGCUAUUUGUAAUGCUGGAGGAUUCCCAAAUGAAACAGAACAUCCUACAACAAUCCAUUGGAGAAGUGUGUGAGACAGAGUUGCAAAGUAUACGUUCAGAAAUGCAUCAAUUCAUAGCUAAUUUUGCAGGGACUUCCACAAAUGCCAUAGAUAAUGCAAUUUUGCGUAUUACAACAGAAAUGGACAAGAAAUUGGCAUACACAUUGAAAGAAGUCAGCGAAACCAAUGUAGAGAUUGAGUCAGAGAAGAAAGAUAUACUUCAUCAGCUUUUGUUGGUGAGUCAGGAUCUGUCCAACAGACUCAAAAAGCUAGAGAUGACUUGGCAAAAGGCAGUGGACAUAAAGGAUCAACGGCUGUCACUUGAUAUCAAGAGGAGAGUUCCUGUAAAGUUGGACACCACUCUGAAUUUCUUGGCAACUGAACAGCGACAAUCUAAAACUGAACUGACAGGAUGUCCAAAUUGGUCAGCUAAACACGUCUUACCAUCAGGUUGUGAUAUGGCACUAAUCUUCCCUAUGCGCUCAAAGAAGAUUUAUGCAAGUGUUCAUGCUGAUGAUAUGAGUCUAAGCUCAUUUACAGCUUGCAUAUGGAUAAAAGCUACUCAUCUUUUGGACAAAACAAUUGUGUUCUCCUAUGGAACAAAGAGAAAUCCCUAUCAAAUUCAGCUAUACUUCAAUCAGUCCUCUGCUGUGUUCUCUGUGCACAGUGACACAAGUAAAACUGUUGCUGACGAUGUUGUCUCCCUUGGUGAGUGGGCACACUUCUGUACAACAUGGAGUGCUGAAGAUGGAAAUGCAACACUUUGGGUGAAUGGAAAACUUGCAGCUGCUUCUUCAGGAAUAGCUGUUGGCUACAAUAUCCCAAAUGGAGGGCUACUGCAACUGGGUCAAGAAAGCAAUGGUUGCUGCACUGGAGGCGGCUUUGACAAAAGCUUAGCCUUUACAGGAAAGUUGACUGGGUUCAAUAUCUGGGACAGAAUCAUUUCCAAACAUGAAAUACAAGCCUUGACAAGUAGGGAUGAUUCAUGUAGCAUUGGAGGGAAUGUUGUUGGCUGGAGUGUCACAGAAAUUCUGCCACAUGGAGGAGCUGAAUUUAUUUACUAUUAAUUGAAAUUGAUUUUUAUUCCAAAUUAACAUGCUCAAAAAAUGGAUUCCAAAUUGUUAACACUAAUUCUAUGAUGUUUAAUCAAACCAAAAAAAAAACAGAUUUAUAUUACAAAGUCCUCUAGAGUGAACUCCAGGGUGAACUUUGUAAUAAAAAUCGCCAACAUUAGCAUGCUUGGAUGGAAAUUUCAAUCACCUAUUUACAAUGGCAUUAAGACAUCUAUGCCAGUCUGUUAUCAUUGAUUCGAUUUGCUUCAUAAUUCUUGCUUAUAUGCAUCAAUAGCGAUGAUACAAUAUUGUCAUCCCUAAAACCUGGACACCUGGGUUUUAAGAUCCGAUAUUUAUGACGCUUAAAAAAAAAGUUUCUUCUUGAUACCCGGAGAAGUGUGAAGAGACUCACUUGAGGAACAAGGACAAAUACAGUUUUCAUAAAAUUUAAAUGAAAAACUACAUUGAGACAGUUAACAUGCUCAAAUUCUUCUUCUUUACAAUGUUGAUUUAACUGUAAUGCAAGUGUGUGUAUGGUUACAUUCAUUUAAUGACAAAUAAUUGGAUAGCAAGACAUAUUAAAGGAAGAACCAUUCUAUAAAGGAAGGAUAUUGCUCAACAGAUGCUAAACAUGCAAGACAUAAUAACUUUCUAAACUAAGUUACAUUGCUUUACUAUCAUACCAAUUCUGUAUUAUACAGUAAAAGUCCUCUGAUAUCAGUCAUCUAAUUAUUCUAUCAUAAAGAGUCUAAUUUUAUAAUAAACUGCUGUUAAACAAUA